AUGUAUGGAGAUUUGGCAUUGUACGUGUGUACACAUUCACCCACCCACACAUCUCACGUAAAUACCCGCAAACGCUCACACGUAACUGCUCAUCUACAAUUUUUUUGUUUGUUUUUUCUGCUGCGCAAUAAACUGCAACGAACAAUAACUCUUUCCUUCAACAACAACAGAAUAGGAGGGGAGGGACUCCCUGUAGGACGACUGGUGGUCAGGGGAGAGGAGGAAGGAAAAGCGUACCGGGGGCAAGAACAAACUGCAGGAAGUAAAGCGGCUGCACAAAAUAUCGGAAUGACUACUGUGGAUCAGGUGGUGGUGUACGCCGAUGUGCGUGACCCACAGCUGCUAAAUCAACUCACCGCGGCUGCCAGCGCUCUGUGCAAGGAUCACACUAUCCAUUCACCUUCUACUUGGAACUCCGCGGACCCACUGUGGUUUUUAAACUUUUGGGAGAAGGAAAGGGAUGAUGUUUGGACAUACGUUAAUAAUAAAGUCCCGUUCUUGCGCCGCUUCGAGUGUUUUGUUACGGACUCAAAGGAUCAAAAAGAUGGGGUUGUGGCAUACGCGUUGUAUUAUCGACAGAUGCCCGUGCUCUCACUUGUCACAGCCGUCACUGGCAUUAAGGAAAAAACCGAGGUGAAUGAGGACUGGAUCACCACCGCGCUCUACCGCACAGUUGCUAGGAUGGGCUGUUCUUCUCCCAGUGAUGCCAUUGCCGUCUUCUUCACCUUCCCGAAGUCUGCGGGAAAAGUAUUGGCGUUGGAAGGUGAGUGCCGCGCGCUCGUGACGGAACAGUGCCGGCUGUUGCGCGACUACAUACUCCGUGAGCGGAAUAUACCGGUGGAACUCGUAGGAGCCGGUGGCUGCGAUUUGAGGAGCUCCGAUUUAGUUGGGAAGGGAGCGGCGACGGCCGAGGAGGAGGAGGAGGAGGAGGAGGAGGAGGAGGAGGAGGAGUCUGCUCUCUAUGCCUCAUUGAUCGACGAUCUGCUGAGCAAUCCCGAAUUUCUUCCUCUUCGCGAGGUGGAUCCGCAGCUGCACGGGGCUCUUUGUGCACUUAACCGUCAUCACAACCUCCGUCUUCUUCGAUAUCGGCUACAGCGUGGUAUUCAUGUCAUUCUUUCUCGCCCGAUGUCGUUCGUUCUUGAGGAGCUUCUUCGAUUUUGUGGCCCGCAGGCGGUGCCACCGUCAACGAUGCUGGAGGGCGUUGUAAAGUCGAUACAGAACUUUGAACACCACUGGCUUGAGCUGCCGAGGCCGGAGGUGAUUCUGAUCCGCGUAACGGGCGACGCGGCUACGAACGGCGAGGCAUUCGCCGCGCCGAGAUGGACAGCAUGCCUUUGGGACGAAGGGCAGACACCGGCUCUCGACACGCUGUCGAGUUGGCACGUGGUGACGGUGGGGGGUGCUGAGGGCGGACAUCGUCAAACACUGGGCCGGCUCCAUGAUGGGGUGCGUGACGCGGCGACAUCCGUCCUUGCACUAGCAGUAAUGGGAAAUACAUACAUAGAGGGGGGGAAUUCGUGA
Messenger RNA from Trypanosoma cruzi, 1521 nucleotides. RefSeq lists its product as uncharacterized. Lineage: Eukaryota; Euglenozoa; Kinetoplastea; Trypanosomatida; Trypanosomatidae. The coding region runs from base 1 to 1521 and encodes 506 amino acids. The transcript has a single exon. The record is from RefSeq and is a predicted model, not a curated record.